This is a messenger RNA of Rotaria sp. Silwood2, 1485 nucleotides long. The record is from the annotation of a GenBank genome assembly. Lineage: Eukaryota; Metazoa; Rotifera; Eurotatoria; Philodinida; Philodinidae.
AUGCCAUCAAAAGGUCGUUGGACACUUAAUCCAAGAAAAUGGUUUGGCACACUUUCUAGUGCUUCACAUAAGCCGGAUAGAAAAUCUCAGAUAAUGAAUUCUGCAGCACCAAGAAUAUCCACAGUAGCAGCGCCAGUACCAGCAACAACAAUAACAACACGAAAAAUGCCAUCAACAUUAACAACAACUCCACGACUUUUAACAGCCAGAAAUAAAAUAAACGUUAUGCCAACUUCUUCUAUCAAUGAUAAUAGUUGUUCAAAUGCUGUAUCAUCUUGUACACAAUUUCAACUACCAGCAUUUAGUAUGCGACGUGAAAAAUCUUCAACAUUAUUAUCAUCAUCAAAAUUACUUAAUCAUGCAAAUGUAUUGGUACCAAAGCGUACUGAACCAUCAAUUCGUAAAUGUAGUCAAUUAAAUGAAGAACUUUCUAUAGAUGCAACACGAUGGAAUGCUGAACAAAUAGCUAAUGAUAGAUCAAAAUUACUUUCAUCAUCUCAUGGAAAUUUUCUUCAACAAAAUUCAAUAGAUCGGCAACAAUCAGAAAUCAAUAUAUCAAUUUUAUCUAAUGAAUGUAUAGUUGACUAUCCUCAAAGUUUAUCAAAUAAUUUUAUUGAAAAAUUUCGAUCAUCAAUACAAACACGUUCGUCAUCAUCUAUAGAUGAUAAUGAUGUACAUGAUGAAUCAACAUCAAGUGGUAUAUUUACUGAUGAACGUACUGAUACAAAUGAUGGUCAUCGUCCACCAUCAAAAGAUACAUUAUCAAUAUUAGAUGUUCUUUCAGUUGAAUCUAUAGAUGAUUCUCAAACGUCAUUAAAUCAUUGUCAAUCUCAUUCAUUCGUACCAUGUCAUCGUUUACCGAUAUCAACAUUGGAAAUAAAUAAUAAUAAAUCAUCACAAGUACAACGUCAAAAACUCAUUAAUCGUUCUCAUCGUGCAUGUAGUGCAGACGAUAUUCUAAAAGAUAAUCUGAUAAAUACUCCUGUGAUAACUAAAAGUCGUCAAUCAUCAGCAGCUAUUGUUAAAAAAAUCGAAAAACGUAUUCCAACAAGUCGAUCACCAACUGCCACAUUGGAAAAAGCUGGUUUUGUACGAAUUGCGAAUGAUACAUAUCGGUUAACAAUGAAUAAAGAUAAUCAUUUAUAUCGUCGUCAACGUCGAAAUUCUGUUAUACAAUAUUCAAACUAUGAAGACUCACUUCCGCCAGCUAAUAAUGAAGAAUCUUAUGCAACAAUACCACGUACAAGUUCUACCGAACAAUUAAAUGAUAAUGUACACAAUGAUCUUCGUGCUAUUGUUGAUGAUUGUCUACGACCAAUAGCUGCUUCAAUUAAUAAAACGCCUGAUAGAUCAAGAAAAAAUCAUCCUCGCUCAAAACGUUCUCAUACUAAUAAUGAACCUAUACAAAUAAAUAUUGAGGAUAUGAUUGAUAAAUUAUUAUCCAGUGUUGACUGUUCGGCUUAUGCACAAUAUCAACGAUGCUAG